AUGAUAUCAGAACUUCACAUCGAUCUUCUAUUCACAAUCUCUUUCAUAUUUUUAUCUGCUCUACAAUUCUGUGAUUGUGCUAUUCUAUCGAAUAGUUCAAAAGUGCCUCAAGUUCCGGGUAUGGAAAUUAUGGCUUCAGAUAAGUAUCCACAUUUUACGAUGAUCGAGCGUGUCUCGAAGAGCAGCUAUCAUCGCUUUCGACGACAAGUGAUAGCUGGUCCAAUUUACGAAUGGACCAACUAUGAGAUACCGUUCACGAUUUGGGGUGGCGACUACAAUUUUCAAAAUCUCAUUCGACGAGGAGUUCGAAUGUGGGAAGAAGCAACGUGUUUACGGUUUCGUGAGACCAAUGUGGCGAGAGAUGGCAUCAGGGGCAUUACCCAAUCUAUCAUGAACCGUGGACGAAUUGCCCGUGAGAGGACUGAUAUUUCUUGCACGGCACCUCCAAAUACGAAAGACUCAUUUGCAUGCUCACCUUGCAGAUAUGUACUCGAGAAAGGCGAUAGUUGCUUCACGGAAUUCAUCGGACGAAAUGGCGGUUUUCAGGAUAUUAUUAUUGGUAGUGAAUGUGCUGAGGAAUACGUUGUUGCGCACGAAACUGGGCAUGCAUUAGGCUUUUGGCAUACACACCAACGCCCCGAUCGAGAUCGUUACAUUUCGGUGAACUGGAAGAAUGUGCUGGAUGAAGCAACCGCAUCGUUUAUGCCCUUCAGGAGUAUGUUACAAGCGUUUGGAAUCGAACAGAUAUCAAGUCGACGAACUCCAUACGACUACGGAUCACUGAUGCACUAUCAUGCCGUGGCGCAUGCAAUUAAAGUAUCUGACUUCACGAUAGUACCAAAAGAGUUGAAGUACGUCACCACGAUGGGAACUGAACGAAUGGCAUUCUUGGAUGCAAAAAUCAUCAACGAUAUCUACUGUCCCAAGGUUUGUUACGGUCGGCAGCGAUUGAACUGCAAUGCGGGUGGCUACCCGGAUCCAAACAACUGCAACAUACUAUCGUUUGUUUGGAAAUUGAUAAUGGCUGAUGAAAUCUUUCAGCGUGCGGAUCUGAACUCGUUGCAACAGACCAAUGGCAAGUGCUUUCAAGUCCGCCUGGAAAGAACAUUAAUUGCUAUUGGAGAAUAUCGGUUCGCGUUCCAACUCAUGUUGUUGAGGGUGCCACAAGGAAGUAAAAUUCGUUUCCGACUGAGUGAUGGUGAAUUUCCAUGUUCAUACGGUUGUCAAUCGUAUGUGGAGAUCAAACACAAACUCGACGUCCGACUGACUGGUUUCCGAAGGUUUUCGUUUGUUGAUAAAUUUAUUUUAGGUUUCAGUUAA
Messenger RNA from Anisakis simplex (herring worm), 1320 nucleotides. The record is from the annotation of a GenBank genome assembly. Lineage: Eukaryota; Metazoa; Nematoda; Chromadorea; Rhabditida; Anisakidae.